UGCCACGACAACGAUGGACAGCCAUUUUUCAAUAUCUUCGUUUCACACACAGAAUUUUGUCUUGGUCCCUUUAGUGGGGUCUUAUACUGAUUCCUACAGCUGCCAAUUCUUCAUUACUGCUUGUUGCCCCCACCCACUUAAGAGCACCUCAUUAAUGGCUGCCCCAACUUUUACUCUCCACUUUCUGCACUUCCCAGUGCUCUUUCUUCUAAUUUCAGUUCCCCUUUUCUCAAAUUGCUAUAGAAAACACUCAUUUCUGAUCAGCUGAAAUUCCAAGAUUUGCUGCUAAAUUUCAACCCUUUUGGGUUUUCUUGCAUUUGCUGUUUCCUUUCUAGUUUGGGACUUGAAGCAAAGGAAGGUAGAGAUGAGAGGAGGUGUCAGUGAAAGUUUCAGUCUUGACCUUCUGCUGGUUGUAUUUGUACUGCUUCUUUGCCUCCAGGACUCCAGUUGCAGCUCACUGAAUCAUCUACAAGGCUCUCUAAUCAUGGACAUAAAGGAGGAUACUCUUUUGCUAGAGACGUCUCCAACUGCUGCUCCGCAACCCCUUCUUCCCCUUUUUGCACCUUCUCCAUUGGCACCUUUCACAAACAGCACUUCACCUAAACUAUCUGGACUCUGUACGCUGAACUUUGAUGCUCUGAAAAGCAUGAUGGCUGUGACAUCAAUAGAUUGUGUAGCACCAUUUGCAGAGUAUCUGGCUAAUGUCAUGUGUUGCCCUCAACUGGAAACAACUCUUGUUAUUCUUAUUGGGCGGUCUAGUAAAAAAUCAAAUAUGCUUGCUUUAAAUGGGACACUCGCAAAGCAUUGCCUUUCAGAUUUUCAGCAACUCCUGGUCAGCCAGGGUGCAAAUGAUACUCUGCAGCAGAUAUGCUCUCUUGAUCCAGAAAACCUUACUGAAGGUUCUUGCCCAGUCAAAGAUGUUCAUGAGUUUGAGACUACUGUGGACUCAUCUAGCCUACUUGCUGCCUGUGGCAAGAUCGAUCUUGUGAAUGAAUGUUGUGAGGAAACUUGUGGAAAUGCUAUAACGGAAGCUGCAAAAAAACUUGCACUUAAAGCAUAUGAUAUUUCAAGGAUGGAUGGCUCUCAUGUACUGUCUGAUCACAUAACUAGAGUUAACGACUGUGAAAGGAUUGUACACCGAUGGCUGGCAAGUAAACUUGAACCUGCUGGAGCAAAACAUGUUCUUAGAGGACUUUCUAAUUGCAAAAACAAUAAAGUGUGCCCUUUGGUUUUUCCUAACAUGAAAAAUAUUACAAAGGCUUGUGGAGAUGGGAUGAAUAACCAAACAACAUGCUGUAAUACUGUCGAGAGGUAUGUGUCUCACUUACAGAGGCAGAGCUUUGUAACCAACUUGCAAGCUUUGGAUUGUGCUGCUUCGCUUGGACUUAAGCUACAGAAAGACAAUGUUAGCAAAAAUGUCUACAAUCUCUGUCACAUUAGUCUCAAGGAUUUUUCCGUACAAGUUGCACCAGAAGUUUCGGGGUGUCUUUUGCCAAGUUUACCAUCGGAUGCAAUACUGGACAAAACUAUGGGGAUCAGCUUUGUAUGCGACUUAAAUGACAACAUUCCGUCUCCUUGGCCAUCUAUGACUCAGUUACCAGCUUCAUCAUGCAAAAAGCCAGUGAGAAUUCCUGCACUUCCUGCUGUAGCAUCGGGGCAGAUCAGUUUUAAAGGAUUAAAUAUAUGGUCACACCUGCUGCUGGCUGCCUCGAUGAUACUGGAAUUCUGCUGUAUAUAGUAUAUAUAAUGCUGCCAUUCUUUCUUACUAGCAGUAUUUCGUGGAAGCGUAAAUCUUGACCAGAAAGGAAACUGUCUGAAAGUUACAGUUCUCUGAAGGUGUCUCUUUGACAUCAAAACUUCAAAAUGUACAAAUGCAGGAAAAUCAUGCACCUAAGUGAAUUGAUUCCAAGAUCAAUUUUGUGACAAAUUUUUCACUCUGUUAAUGUAAAUAAAUUACACAGUAGGUAGACUUUCAUGUAAAUAUUUCCAGUUGAUAAAAACUUUUCCUUUGUAUAAUUUGGAAAUCCUAAUGAAGCAUUUUUAAAAAACGCACAUUAGGUAAGUUUUUAUGAGUUAGUUUUUAAGGUUGCA
This is a messenger RNA of Solanum dulcamara, 2091 nucleotides long. RefSeq lists its product as uncharacterized. Bases 365 to 1738 code for a protein of 457 amino acids. Lineage: Eukaryota; Viridiplantae; Streptophyta; Magnoliopsida; Solanales; Solanaceae. The record is from RefSeq and is a predicted model, not a curated record. Gene Ontology annotation, cellular component: plasma membrane. The transcript is spliced from 8 exons.